AUGAUGAAGCAGCGGUUUGAUUUGGGCUCUAGAUUACUGCAAAGAUUGGGAGUGACACCUUUAAUUUUUGAGAAUCGAACUCAGGACAUAGACAGCGAACGCUACAUCCCGUCCACGGGCUACAACAACGACAAAGAUGACAGGCGCGUGCCAAGCAUGCAGAAAGUCCCCUCAAUCUCGGACCUGUCUGAUGGGUGCCUUG
Messenger RNA from Candidula unifasciata, 202 nucleotides. The record is from the annotation of a GenBank genome assembly. Lineage: Eukaryota; Metazoa; Mollusca; Gastropoda; Stylommatophora; Geomitridae.